Bactrocera oleae (olive fruit fly) is the source of this 9216-nucleotide messenger RNA. It is a transcript of the gene hth, whose product is annotated as Meis homeobox homothorax. NCBI's taxonomy places the organism in Eukaryota, Metazoa, Arthropoda, Insecta, Diptera, Tephritidae. The record is from RefSeq and is a predicted model, not a curated record. Gene Ontology annotation, molecular function: RNA polymerase II cis-regulatory region sequence-specific DNA binding; DNA-binding transcription activator activity, RNA polymerase II-specific. Gene Ontology annotation, biological process: positive regulation of cell population proliferation; eye development; embryonic pattern specification.
AUUUUUGAGAGUAUGACAAGUAAUAGAUUGCGAAAAAUAAGAGCUUCCACAAACAAUUUGAACAGCGCACGUAGAACGUUCCACAAAUAAGCGAAAGCUUGUGGGGAUGCGCAUCAUACAAAGGCAACAACAAUUAAGUGAGGUGGUGUGUGACAAGUGAGCGCCAAUAUCGUAUAUUUUGCUUUUGCUUUACCUUUUCACUUGUGGGCAUGUCACAAGAGGCGUACUAACAAAUCAGUCAUUCCUACUUUUAUGAGCGCUUCGCCGCCGCAGCGAACUCACAUGAAAACAAAUAAAAGCGUGUGGCUUGCGCUCUUUUAACACCAAAGCAGAUUAUGAGUAGUAUAGAUAGUUAGAUAAAUUCGCCGUAUGCUUUCAAGUUCGGCGAAUUCGCUGUAGAUUACAAUUUACGCUCUUCACUUUGCCGUUUCGAGCAUUUGUAUGUUUGUGCGCUUUGCUUGAUUACCCCACGCGCUCUUCGCCGCAUUUUGCUUUACGAGCGCACGCUCCCAAUCACUCUCUUCGCUGCUGCACACGAGCGCACUUCAUUUUCAAUCAUUCAAUUCCUCUCCACCGCUGCUAUUUCCACUGAUACGACGUCUGUUUACCUUCCAAAGCGCCCGCUACAUAGUUGCUACUCUUUUUCUUCUUCUUCUUCGUAGCUUCUUAAACAACUACCACCGCCGCGCAUGCCAUCGCAUUCAUACACGCGCGCUCUACGCCGCGUGCGCGCUCUUUCGCACAUUUUUAAUGGCACAAUUGUUGCUCUACUCGCAAUGCGCCUGCUUGCACUUGAAACGCGCUAUCCGUUAACAGCGCUACGGCCGUUCUUUCUUUCCUACACUGUCGAGUCAUCCAUCUAGCCAUCCAUCCAUCUGCUGCGUACGCUUGGCUGGUUGAGUUCAGGCUUUUGUUGUUGUUCGUGUGCUAUAGUGCCGUCGUGCUGUGGUGCGCUUGACUCGUACACAUUUCGCAAGCUAUAUACUACACGCAUAGUGUUGUAGUUAUUGCUGCACUGCUGCUUGCUAACCGCUGCCGCUAGCUUGAUAUACUUCAUAGCACUGAGUGCGAGCGCGCUCUGUGCUCGGUGUUAGGGUUUGUAGCUGUGUGUGCGCGAAUGUGUAUGUGUGUUUAUCUGCCUAUCGGAGUGUCGUCGGCAGCGGCUAUUAUUUACCCCCGCCAAGUGUAGUUGCCGUUGUGAUUGACAAGCCCAGUGUGUGUUUGCCUUCGAAACGCGUACAACGUGUGCAGUGUAGAAAGCGAAAUAUAAUAAGCGUAAAUUUCCAAUUCAUUUUGUGUCCAAACAAAAAAUCGCAACAAUAACAAUACGAAAAUUCUACUUUACAAUUGCACAGUCUACAACGGUAACGUGUAACGCGAUUUAACGGUAAAUAAAUAAAUAAUUUUGAAAAUAAUAAAUAACGCGGUAAAAAUCUAUUAAUUUUGUUCAACUUUAAAAACAUAACGGAAUAUAUUUAUUUGAAGAAGAAAAACAAAAACUAUUUUUGCAAAAUAUUUUGCAUAUUUUCGCUACAACUCUCCAAAUUAAAUAAUUUACAAGUGUGUAGCUGUUGCGCGCGCCUUCAAGUGCAUAGAACGCCGCAAAUUAAACGCUGCUGCAUUGCCGUCGCUAGUGGAGCGUCUAGCAUGCAUUAGCAGGACUUUUGCGAGUUGACAGGAUUUCGACGCAGCGGGCGCUCAUAAGACGCACGGCUGGACGGCACAUAGUGCAACGGCAGGCAGACGGGCAGCGUUGUUAGCCAUUUCGUCAGCCGCAGUCAGUUGGUCGGCGGCGUGUAGGUGCGUUCUAAGAAGUGCGCGUUGUGCUGCAGUUUGUGUGUGUUUUCUACUACAGUCGAUUUUCGUGAGUGCAGCAGCAGGUCGCGCCGAGUUAAAUAGGCAAGCAGCCAGUCGAGAGCAGAUAACUUAGCCGCAGAAAACAAAUCAUUUGCUAGUUGCUGCUGCCACUCUACGCGCGAAUGGAAUACAAAACGCAAAUAAAAUCAUAAACAAAAUUAAUUCGAAUUUGAAAGCAUUUCGCGCAAAAUAAAUAAGAAAACUGAAAUUAUGAGCGAAAGUACAUUACAAAUACAAUAAGCCUAAGCGUGUACUACAAUAAAAAAAAAAAAAAUAAUAAUAAAUAAAAUUUUAGCCUAUAUAGAACGGACUAAAAUGUGCUUGCAUUAGAUUUGUGUGUGAAACUUUUAAUUUGCCAUAAACAGUUAUUUAUUUUCUUACAUUAAAUUUUUGCGAAUUCAUCCAAUAGUUGCUGUUGAAAACUGCUUUGAAUCAAAUAUUUUUUGUUGUGUAAACAAAACACAAAAAACGGAGCACUGUAAGCGCCUUUAGCACUUCUAGCCGCCAUGUCAGUUAGUGAAACGCGUCGGUAAUUAAAGUGUGAUAAACGUGAUCCAUGUCGUGAAUGUCGCUGUCGUCGGUGAAAAAUUCGUACAAAAACAACAAAACUGACAAUUUGUGGUGCAGCGCUUUGCGUGAAACUCAAAUUUUACAAUAAAUAUAAUUUGUUUACGCAUUUUUUGUAGCAAAAAAAAAAAAAAACAAAUAACAAAACAAAACACAACCAAUUAUUUACAAACAAAAUAAGAACAAAUUAAGAAGUAGCAGUAUAGAAUUGUUAGAGGACGCAAGAAAAUUCCUACAAAGUUAUAGUCUUGCAAGGAGAGCGUACGAUGUCGAUGAAGCUGUGAUAUUUGUGAGCAUAUACACGCUAACAACAACUACUACUAAGACAAGACGUAGCAAAAAUGCUACUGAUGUACUAAAGGUAUUUUCUAAAAGCAAGCAAGUAAACAACAACAACAAGGGAAGGCGUUAAAAAUUUUACCUACAACACAAAAGCAACUUAACUUUUCCACGGAAACUUUGUAUACGAGCAACUGCAACAAAAACAACGAGUGUUAAACAGAAAAAAAUUAAAAAUAAAGAAAAACAAAGGCGGUAUUGACAAGCCAGCAAAGAAAGCAACAACAAAAAUGUAUUUAUGACAGCUGCAACAAUAUAUGCAAAUAACACAAGAACAACUACAACAACAAUAAGCGGGCAAAAAGGUACGCAAGAGAUUUGCGCUGAAGUCAAAUGUCAAGCCGCUGAGCAACAAAGCAAACCAACAACAACAACCAAUCCCGAAGCAAUCAAGUAUACUAAAACGCAAAAUUAUAUACGAGCACUAAGCGCUAAACCAACAAAACUAAAUAUUAAUUAAUAAAACUAAAUUUAAAGGCAUAUAUAUUGCAAAUACAAAACAAUAUACAAGCAUUGUAUACGAUUUUAAAGCAAAUUUAUUUAAUUAUAAACAACAACAGCAUAAGAGCAAAAGAACAAACUCCGUAAGCAGAAGCAAAGUUAGCAAAAUAGCAAAACCAAAAUAAAAAUAAAAAAAUAAACAGUUAUACACAACAAUCAACUGCAAUAAAUGUAUAAAAAAUAUAGAAAAGAGCGCAAAGCAUAUUUAAAAUAUAAAUAUUAAAGAAUAAAAAUAAAAAUAUUUUACUUGCAACAAAAAUAUAGUAUACGUACGUUCCGUCGCGUUUUAUCGUCGCGUGUGUCGUUCGAGUUAUUUCCUACCACCCACAAAACAAAUAAAUUGCAAACAAAUGUGCCUGUGUUGAAGUAAAAUUGAAAAAUAAUCAGAUUUACAAAAAAAAAAAAAACAGCAGUGUGCACCAAAAAUUUUGCAUGAAGCUCUUGCAAAUUUAGUUGGAGUGUUGUGUGCAGUUUUGCAAAAAUAAAAAUAAAAACUCAAACAAGUCAAAAUAACAAAAUACAAUUUUCAUAAACUACAGUUAGCAGCGCCAAUUAGUGGACUUGCGAGUCGGCCAACAAGCAAAGCCCGCAAUAACAACUACACAGAAAGUGAAAGAACUCGGCAAACGUUGCAUAGCGCGUGCUGCUUGCAAAAGUGGCACUGGUCGGGCUGGACAUCGCUCCCAGAGCAUUAAUGGCUCAACCUAGGUAUGAUGAUGGCCUGCAUGGCUAUGGUAUGGACUCGGGUGCUGCAGCAGCUGCCAUGUACGAUCCACAUGUCGGACAUCGACCGCCCGGAUUACAAGGCCUCCCCACGCAUCAUUCACCGCACAUGACACAUGCUGCUGCGGCGGCGGCAACAGUUGGCAUGCAUGGCUACCACACUGGCGCUGGUGGUCAUGGUACACCUAGUCAUGUAUCACCGGUUGCUAAUCACUUAAUGGGCGCAAUACCCGAAGUACAUAAACGUGAUAAGGAUGCGAUCUAUGAACAUCCACUAUUCCCGCUCUUGGCGCUAAUAUUUGAAAAAUGUGAGCUGGCCACAUGUACGCCCCGAGAACCCGGCGUGCAAGGUGGUGAUGUCUGUUCGUCAGAAUCAUUCAAUGAAGAUAUAGCAAUGUUCAGCAAACAGAUAAGAUCACAGAAACCCUACUACACAGCGGAUCCUGAAGUCGACUCACUGAUGGUGCAAGCAAUACAAGUACUUCGGUUUCACCUUUUAGAGUUAGAAAAAGUGCAUGAAUUAUGCGAUAAUUUCUGUCAUCGAUAUAUCUCAUGUUUAAAGGGUAAAAUGCCAAUAGAUUUAGUGAUUGACGAACGGGACACCACCAAACCACCAGAAGUAGGUUCAGCUAAUGGUGAAGGAAGAAGUAAUGCCGACUCGACAUCGCACACCGAUGGAGCUAGUACACCAGACGUUCGGCCCCCUAGUUCACAAUUGUCAUAUGGUGGCGCCAUGAACGAUGACGCUAGGUCGCCGGGCGCUGGUAGUACACCUGGCCCACUAUCACAACAACCACCUGUCUUAGACACAUCAGACCCUGAUGGUAAGUUCUUAUCAUCACUAAAUCCUUCAGAACUAACAUAUGAUGGUCGAUGGUGUCGAAGAGAAUGGUCAUCACCUGCCGAUGCUAGAAAUGCAGAUCCCUCAAGGCGAUUAUACUCCUCAGUCUUCCUCGGCAGUCCUGACAAUUUCGGCACAAGUGCAAGCGGUGACGCCAGCAAUGCCAGUAUAGGCAGCGGCGAGGGCACAGGCGAAGAGGAUGACGAUGCGAAUGGUAAAAAGAACCAAAAGAAACGUGGCAUUUUCCCGAAAGUAGCAACAAAUAUCUUAAGAGCGUGGCUGUUUCAGCAUUUAACGCAUCCCUACCCCUCCGAGGAUCAGAAAAAACAGUUGGCGCAAGAUACCGGCCUAACGAUACUGCAAGUGAAUAAUUGGUUUAUUAACGCGAGGCGAAGAAUUGUGCAGCCAAUGAUCGACCAAUCGAACCGUGCAGUCUAUACACCACAUCCGGGUCCAUCGCCGUACGGUCAUGACGCCAUGGGCUAUAUGAUGGAUAGUCAAGCGCAUAUGAUGCAUCGUCCACCCGGUGAUCCCGGUUUCCAUCAAGGUUAUCCCCACUAUCCACCCGCCGAGUAUUAUGGCCAGCAUUUGUAAUUAACCGAUGUAGUUGAGAGUCAGGACUAUAGUCAAAGUCAUGGGCAAUCAACUUUGGAGGUGGCAACAGCAACAGAAGUAGCAGCAGCAGCAGCAGCAGCGGCAGCGGCAGCAGCCGCAUUGGUGUCCACACCAACACUAUCAACAUAGCAAAACAACAACAACAAAAAUGUAAACUAAAGUAGUUAAAAUGCAAAAAAAACAACAAAAGCACCAAAAUACUAAAGAAACUAAAAACAAAAAAAAAAAUAUGAAAAUCAGCACACAAUUAUCUCAAACAUGCAAAGAAAAAACACUCGUGCUAGCAAAAAUUGCAUAAUCGUCGAUGAAAACUCAUUUCUCAACCCCACAUCGUAGCGGCAGCUGUACACUACAACAACGCAUGCACAACUACUAUUGCUGCAAAAUGUCUUGUGAAUACAUUAAAUCCCAAAAAAAUAAACAGACGAUACACUCAACUUACAGAACUUUGACUACUACUUCAAAUACGUCAGCAAUCAGCAAUGUACCAGCUUUAUCAACACGCACACAUACACACGUCAACAACUUUGCUUUACUAACGCCUAUCGCCUCAUAGACAUACGUAAUUGGGCUUUAAGCGCCAGCAAAAUUUAUAUCCUUAAAUAUUUUAAAUGUUUUCAUGCAACAAAAAAUUCGUAAAAUUGAACUAGAAACAGCAGUUUUUGUUUAGGCUUUGAAAAAACCUCUUGCCUGGAUAUUUUGCCUCAGAAGUGACUUGGAUUUUUUAAGUGAUUUCUGUGUCUAAGACUAAAUGUGCAGAAAACCGUAACCAAAACUGUACACUGGAGUGCUAAAACAGCAAAAAUAUUAAAACUCACAAACUUGCAGACCACGAAAAAAAAAGUUUGAGUACUUAGAACAAAUUGUAAAUGUAAAUAAGACUUAUGAAAAAUUUGAAGCUGCAAGAACUAUAUAAUUUUCAUAAACUUUAAAAAAAUAUUGAAAAAUAUAAUUGGGUUUAAGAAACGCCGUAAUAAUUUGCUGUAGAAUAUUGAAAAACCAUAAACUAUAUACACUUUCAAAUAAUAUUUAAAACUUUUCCACACCAAAAAGCGCGUUCGAUUUUUUUUUUUGAGCUUUUUAAGAGCUUUCUCACAAGUUUCCACAACAAAAUAUACUGCACAUAUAUUUCUAACUUUCUACUAGCACACAGCAAUGCUUUGUUAUAUAAACGCUGGACAAUUCUUGCGCUUACUGCUUCAACAGCUUCCUACUUUUACCGUUACAUACACCAUAUACUCCACACACACAUGCAGUCAAAGUUCAAAUUUGAGCGUAUUACGCAGAAAGUUGUUGAUCUCCUUAAUAAAUGCGACUUAAAAGCAAGUACACGGUGUAAAAGCAUACAGAUAAAUAUACAUACAUAUAAAAUAAAAUAUAUGGUAACUGAGCAAACAAAACGGACUUAAAUAUACGCAAAAUAAAAUAAAACAAUGAAAAUAUUUAAACAAAUUGUGGCAAUAUCAGUAAAUUUAAAUAGUAAAAAUAUACAUACAUAAUAAAUGACUAAAAGAUAAAAACAAAAAAUAAAACAAUAUAAAUACAAAUAACUACAAGCAUAUGUAUAAAUAGCUACUAAUUCUAAAGUACAUAGUAACAUACAUCCAUACACACUAUUGAAACGAUGAUAUUAUUUUAAAAGCUUGAAAUGCAGCAAACAAAUGCAAAGCGCGGAAAAGGCAAAGAAUAUAUGCAAAAAAAAAACAAAAAAGCAAAAAUAUAAAUAUAGCUUAAAUUAGCAGCAAAUUUCAGAGCACACAAAUUUGCAAAAACAAAAAUGAGAAAAUAAACUUUGUAAAAAUUCAUAAGCAAAUGCGUAAAUUAUUAUGUAAUUAGAAAUAAACCAACUUUAUAUGUUUGAAAGAAAAAAGGCAGAGCAACAUGUAAAGCAAAACAUUUGCAUCGAAUGUGAAAAUGCAAACGAAAACAAAAACAACACUUAACUGCGCACGCGUUGUAAGUUAAACACGCCCACUUUGCAGCUACAAGAAAAAGAGAGCUACACACACUCACAUGCACACCAGAGUCGAAUUUUGCAAACAUUGUUUUUGUUUUUGUUUCUGUCAGUGUAAACGCAAGCGUUUCAGUCUGUGUAAUUGCGAACAAGCCGAAAACAAACACGAAAUUCAAAUAUUACAGCAACAAAGCAUAAGCAAACUACUUAAGGCACGUUAAGUAAAAGGAAAUUAAAUUAAUAUAAAUGAAUGUAUUUGUAAAAAAAAACAACAACUGUAUUUGUAUGUAGAAUAAAAAAUUGUGUGAAAAGUUUAAUAUAUAUGUAUAGAUAUGUAGGCACUACUGACCUAUAAAAUGAGUAUAAAUUUAAAUGGAUUUUUUUUUCAAAUAUAAUUAAGUUGCAAAAAGUGAGUCAGAAGCGUGAAAAACAGAACAAAAUUAAAAGAUAAAUGCUAAAGGAAGUGAGCACAGUAAGAUAUUAAAAAAACUAAACAAAAAAUGCCUUGCACAGAUACACACAUACAAGCACGAGCUGCUAAGUUAAAGUAAAAUUUAAAACAAUAAAAAAAAAAUUGGCAACUAUGUAAAAAAUAAUAAUUUGCGAAGUUCUUAAUUUUUAUUUAAAAGUUUGUUUAAUAGUAUAUAAAAAUUUUUUUUAUUAAAAUUUUACAAAAUUUUUUUUAACAAAAAUUGAGUUAAAAAUUUUUUAUUACCAAAAUUUGACUUAAACCAAAUUUUUUUUAUACAAUAAUUGAGUUAAACACUUUUUUUUACCAAAAUUUAAUCAAAACAAUUUUUUUUUUCCAAAAACUGAGUUAACAAAAAUUUAAUUUUACACAAAAAAAUUUUGAAUUCACAAAAAAUUGUUCAAAUUUUGUAUUUUAACCAAAAAAUAGACAUUUUAGUGUAGCUUCUUAAUUGUUGAUGUUUGCUUUACAAUCUCACAAUGCAAAAAGGCGAAGCAUUCUUAAGCGCAAGCGUUAAAUUAAAUGAGAGAAAAAUGUUAUGUACUAUAAAGUAAUAUGUAUUUAAAGGAACAAAAGAAAUUUUAGUUUUAUUUUAAAUUUAGUUAGUAUUAAAGCUUAAUUUUAGUUGUAGUUGAAUUCGCUUAUGAUGGUCUAUAACAAAAACAAAAAAGCAACAAAAACAACCCUUGAAUUUCAAGUAUGUGAGAAAAACAAAAUAACUGAUAUUUGUUUAAUCAUUUGAGAGAGAAAGAAAGAAAGAAAGAGAGAAAGAGUAUCCACAAUCUUGCUUUAUAAUGUUUAAUAUAACAGUUAUGUAUGUAAAUUAAAUUACAUUUAAAUUUUUAGUUUAAGCACAAUAAGUUUGUUUGCGUAACCUACUAAGCCACUACUUUAUUAUAAUCCUUGUCCUUGCCUCCCGACGCCUUCCACUUAUAACCCUAGCAGCCCCAAACAUUGGCAGCUCAAGUUUCAAGCGCAGCUAAGAAAAUAUGCGUUUUUCUAAUGUAAAAUAUAUUUCUAAAAAAAUUUAAAUUUUAUUAUGUUUGGUAAAAAUAAAUAUUUUUCAUUAUGUUUUUUUGAAAACACGCAAAAAAAAAACAAUAACGAAUUUUGCACUUGUAAAAAAUUAUUUAUAUACAUACACACACACAUAGAAAUAUAUGUAUAAACGUACAUGAAUAUGUAUUUCAGUAAUAAUUUAGCAGUUAUUUCAAUUGCUUUAAUUUAAUUACUGUUAUUACUUUGAUUGUAAUGAUAACUGUCACUUCUCUUUGUAUGUAGCAUUGUUUGUUUUACUUUAUAGCAAGAAAAAUAUAAUAAUUUUAAAAAAGAAAGUUAAGUGAAUACAUG